Molecule: messenger RNA, 2784 nt
Organism: Linum trigynum
Lineage: Eukaryota; Viridiplantae; Streptophyta; Magnoliopsida; Malpighiales; Linaceae
Source: the annotation of a GenBank genome assembly
GGCACAAACAAUACUCAGCUACAUGGGUACGACCAAUGUGCUCCCAUUCCACCCAGCUAUCUUGCCCUUUCUCAAAAGGGCACGGUUGGACCCGAUUAGGCAUUUUAACGGCAUCAUAGUCGAUCGUUAACUCAUCACCGCAUUAGCUGAGAGAUGGAGGAAGGAGACCCAUUGUUUCAACUUUAGAGAAGGAGAGGCCACCAUCACGCUAAAGGAUGUCGCCAUCCUAACCCAUCUGCCCAUCAACGGCAAACCGGUGUGCGCGAGUGAUCAUCCCCCCGAGGAUCGUGACGGUAGGCCCGGUUGGGUUCAUUUCAUCCACAGUGUUUUGGGAGUGAAAGUACUAGUCAAGGGGAGCGUUGAUGUGACUGAUCGCUUGCCACCAAUGAGGAAACACCAAGUCUCAAUUACUUGGUUGACGAAGUAUUUUAGAUACCAUUACGAGAGUCAUCCCCUAACCGAGAAAAGUCCGGAGGAUGAUAGGCAUGAUCGUGGGAGUGUUCUUCUCCAAAAAAUCAAGCAAUCUCCUUAGCUAUGGAUGGCUUAGGAUCAUCCUCGGUAGUUGGGAGGAGAUGGGGGGAGUAUAGUUGGGCAUCCACUUGCCUAGCUAAUAUCUACCACAAUUUGUGCAAUGCGUCUCUAAAAGCUGUGAGGGAGGUUGGCGGCGCAAUGUUCAUCGUCCAAUUUUGGCCUUGGGAGCAUAUGCCAUGGAUUGCACCGGUCCAACAUCCCGACAGGGAUUGGCCAAUCGAUCAUCCCCUAAGAGGUGAAGCUUAUGGUACAAGGUGGCUCGGACACACAACAUGCGACAACCUUGCCCAACACAAGUUGGACGAGUAUCGGAGGAGGUUUGAGCGACUUUGGGAAGGAGAGAUCGUCUUCGAUCCAUACCCGGAGAACAUCGUUCAUUGGCAUCUCCAGCAAUUCCCCGGGCAUAUCAGGCAAUGGUGCACGAGGGUCCGUCUAAUUUGUUUUGGGACCGUGGAGUGGCACUUGCCGGAUAGAUGCCUCCGUCAGUUUGGUCAGGAGCAAUGCAUUACGUUGGAGGUCCCCGAUAGUCAAAGGGCCUUUCACCACCGAGAUGGUCGGCAAGGUACUCGCGAUUGACCCACGAAGUUGGCAAAAUUCAUCACAAUGUGGGAGAACCGACAAUCCCAGGAUAUUGUCACUCCAACUCAAGUGGGUCGAAUGGGGUAUCAUGACCCAUACAUGGAUCGAUAUCGGCAAACAUCGGUUUGGUACAUGACUCUGGAGGCUGCGGCCGAUGGUGCAUUAGUAAGUACAUUCCGUCUAAACAAUUAUUAGAGUUUAUUACUUGGUUCCUAAUUUUUUCUAACUUUUUUUUUUUAUUUCGGCUUAUGGGAUCGAGCGGAUCAUAGAUAUGACCACCGGGAGAGUUGAGCUGGGCAAUGAAGAUGUGAGCUUCAUCAGGAGGAUGACAAACAGUCUGCUUGGCUGUAUCAGAGCUCAGGGUCGGGAUCAUCGUAGAUAUCCGCCCAUGCCCGCACCUCCGCCACCUUCGGUAUAAGUUGAUGUCCCCGAUCCCCCACCACCAUAUGAGAGAAAGAAGAGCAAGAGGGUUCGGGAAAGGCCCAACGUGCCCUACGUAAUGCCAUAUCAAGCGUGGAAAGUGCCGGCCCCAUUGGUUGUGACACAUGUUGUCGGCCCGAGUUCCGCCCAAGAUCCCCGCCCGAGUUCAUCCCAAGAGCACCGCCCCUCCAUCCACAACGAUCCCCACCCAAGCUAAUACUACGAUCCCCGCUCGACCUACCAUCAAUCCCCUCCGAGCUACCAUCAAUCCCCAUAUGAUCCCAACCCGAUCUCAUACAAGGAUCCCCGCCAACCAUCAUACGAUUCCCGACCCGUCUACCCCCCAACUCCCUGCCAACAAUACUACGACUCUUGCCCGGUCUACCACCAAGAUCCCCCUACAUCAUCAGGUACUUGGCAUGAUGGUUCCUCCACGACGGCGCCCCACGAAUUCACCCCAUGGACUCGCCCUCAUCAGUCGUGGCCUCCUACUCCUCACCGUAUGAGCGCAGAUGUCCCCCGCUCGACCCCGGAAGAGCCGCCUCUCCGCCGACACAGCACCGACGAGCGCCACACUACCUCGGCCAUUCGGCCAUUCGUAUGUCACCGCAACCACCUAUUGUUACUCCCGUCGGCCGUCGUACAAGGAGCAAGAAAACCGUCAGUUCCGGUGAAGCUCGUGGACUUCCUUGAGAUGUAUUUUGAGUUGAAUUUUAAUUAUAUGUACUUGGAACUAUUCCUCUUAUCUUAGUUUAUUUAAUUGAGUGUUGUUUUAAUUUGUUUUUACUUCUAUGUAAUUGGCUUUGUCCAUUUUUUUCGUGUUAACUUUAUAUUAUCCAAAUUCGAUCAAUCAACAAUUCACAAUUACUUGCCAAAGAAGUCAUCUCAACAAUUCACAAUUACUUGCCAAAGAAGUCAUCAAUCAACAAUUCGCAUUAGCUGAGUCUGCCACAUCAGGACCCGGUGUUUGUGGACCAAUCGAUCCUGGACACCUUCGUUUAUCAUGUCCUGGUACUUUGCAUAUUGAACAUCGUCUUGGGCCUCGAGGUGGUCUUCCACUUUGAUCCAUUUCGUUCUGAAUUCUCUUUUUCCUCAGGCGACCCUGUUCACGUCUCUGUCCGAACGGCGGGAUGAUCAAUUUUUCUUCGUACAACUGCCAAUAAGCUUCAUCAGGCAAUGCACGGAAACUCCGCCCAUAGGUGUUUUUGAGUAAUAACAAUAAAAAGUAAUACAAAAUAAACUUACGAGUUAACG